AUGACGAUUCUGGAGGGCUUCCGCAGGCUUCCGCGCGAGCUUCGAGACCAGAUCUACGAAGAAUACUUCAUCCUUCAGGGUGGGUAUCACUACAACCAUAAGACCAACAAGCUGCUUACAGCGAAGGGCAAGGCUAUCGAUCUCAAUCUGAGGUUGGCCAGCCGUCAGACAGCUGCUGAGACUCGCGGGCUCGCGCUCAAGCUGAACACAGUUAACUUCUCAACUGUAUACGACAGCGACCUUAACCAGAGAGCCGGCCACUUCAAUUCUCUUCUGAAUCUGAUCAACGAGUGGAAGGGACGAUACUUGCUCCGUGAAGCUCCCCGGUCCGGCUUAUUCGAUGAUCAAAGCAUCAUACACACUUUCUUCCUGUUCUAG
Alternaria conjuncta is the source of this 378-nucleotide messenger RNA. RefSeq lists its product as uncharacterized. Lineage: Eukaryota; Fungi; Ascomycota; Dothideomycetes; Pleosporales; Pleosporaceae. The transcript is spliced from 2 exons. The record is from RefSeq and is a predicted model, not a curated record. Bases 1 to 378 code for a protein of 125 amino acids.